Molecule: messenger RNA, 2532 nt
Organism: Limulus polyphemus (Atlantic horseshoe crab)
Lineage: Eukaryota; Metazoa; Arthropoda; Merostomata; Xiphosura; Limulidae
Product: TRPM8 channel-associated factor homolog
Exons: 2
Coding region: 1-2106 (701 amino acids)
Source: RefSeq, a predicted model, not a curated record
AUGGGGCCAAAAGGCCAAGUCAGAGUUUUCUGUGAUUCAAGCACAGCUGUCCCUAAUAUUGGAGUUGACUGUUACGACUAUAACGCCCCUCAACUGAAAUGGCUUUUCAAAGGUGUCAAUACUCAAAACGUGAAGACUGUAAGGCUGCGUGGAACGACAGAUUACACUCAAUUGAAAGUGGGCGAGACUAUCGCUGUCGUCUGGGCUUCUGGAAAGGCAGAAAACAAAGAAUUUUUUCAAAAGCUUGAAACUUUUGUCACAUCAGGAGGAGCAUUGGUAAUUGCAGAAACCCCCUGGGGUUAUCUUCAGAUUCAAAAAGGCUCUAUACAGACCAUGCCACACUAUAACUUCUUUAAGAACGUUGGCCUGUGUUAUACGGGAAGGUCAUUUUCAAGCCAAACCGAGAUUGAAGUGUUAGGUAAUCCAGUAGAAAGAGCACAUCUAGGUAGACUAAUGAAAGAUGCUGAAGAAAGUCGGGACAAGCUUCAAGAAGUUGCAGCAAAAAUUGCAAAAAUGAUAUCUGCUUUACCUGAAGACGUGCUAGACACCCAGAGUAUUUUUCAAGACUUUUUUGACAAAUGUGAAGAGCACAUCAGAGGAAGUUCUCUUCCUACUGCCAAGACUCCUAUAUUGUCAGAGUCUUCUAAAAGUAUGCUGCUGCUCUAUGACAUACUUCUAAGAUGGAAUGGUGGCAAGGCUCCAGGAAUCGAGGACUUUCCAGGAGAUUUUGAAUCACCUCCUUUCUUAACAAAGGCCACGAUUUCUUUGACUUCCACUUUGAAGGAGAUCCACCCUACUGGUUACUACCUACCCGCUGGGCAGAAAAUGAAGAUGACUGUGAAAGAAACUGACGUAAAAGGUUGGAAUAUACGUAUUGGAUGUCAUAGUGACAAUCUGAAAAACGUUACUAAGGGUUGGAAAAGAUGGCCAUCAAUUAUGGUGAGAAGACCACUAUCUGCAGGAGAAACAACAAUUUCAAGUCCAUAUGGAGGCUCGAUAUAUUUUGAAAGUCCAUCAGAGACGAAAAACCUACAUGUUGAGCUAGAGUCUGUUGUAGAAGCUCCAUAUUUCGACAUCAAAGAUCCAGAAGCACCUUCACAUUGGAAAAACCGAAAGCUGUCUCCAGGCCUUUGGGCAGACCUUGUGGGAGAACAUGUGAUUAUAUCUCUACCAUCGUCUUCCAUUAGAAAUUUUGACCAUCCUACUGAGGCCUUAACGUUCUGGGACCAGGUGAUAAGGGCUUAUCAUUAUCUUCGUGGAACAGACAUUAAUCUUCAUCGCCGUCAAUGGGUGGUUCCUGACAGACAACCCUCAGCAGGUUAUAUGCACGCAGGUUAUCCAGUGGUUACACAAAUGGAUAUUUCAGAUCCUAACAGGAAUAAUUUCGUAUUAAACACAAAAUACCUAAGAUCAAACGGAAGUUGGGGUCUUUUCCACGAGUUCGGCCAUAACAUGCAGAGGGGUUUGUGGACUUUCCAAGGAACGGGAGAAGUAACAUGUAACAUUUUCACAUUGUAUGCAAUGGACGUUAUCUGUAACAUUCCUGUGUGGAUUCACAAGUGGCUCAGAAAUCAACUUCCCGCUAUCCGCAACUACUUGCUUGCCGGCGCUGACUUCGAUACUUGGAAGAAGAAAGCUGGUGUGGCUUUGGGAAUUUACGCUCAACUUGCACAUUGUUUCGAAUGGGAGUCUUACAAGAAAGUCUUUCGAGAGUAUGAAGAAAACACUGGCCUCAAACCGACCACAAAUGAAGCCAAGAUUGACCUUUGGUACACCAGGUUUUCCAAGUCAGUGAACUAUGAUCUCGCUCCUCUGUUUGAAUUUUGGGGAUUUCCCCUUUCUAGUUCAGCCAAACAGUCAGUGAAUUCCUUACAACCAUUCAUCUGCGAGGAUGAGAUCACUUCUUCUGCUCCAGAGAGGUUUGAAGAGAUCUGUUCAAACUACCCCAACAUUUUUGUGAUGGAGUUUGAAAUUCCAGCAGAUUGUGAUGACUUUGAGGACGGUUACGAUUGUGACUGUUUUCAUGAGGAUGACGAGGAACAUCACCGCAAGCAUCACCAAUAUGAUGCUAAUUUCAAAGUGGAGGACAUUGUACUCCAAAUGUGAUUAAUUCAUAACUGGAAUUGAAAGGACUGUUUAAAUUUCCUAAAGGAUUUAUAACAAUAAAGCAACUGAAAUUAUACAACUAUUAUUAUUAUUAUAACUUCUUAAAUUACUGAUAAUAUGCGAAAAAAAAUAACAAAAGUGACUUUUAGAUAUAUAACCCAAUAUAUGAAUAACCUAUUGUUUUAGUUAUUCUUUAUCUGUAUGUUAGAUGUGCUUCAAAUCUUAAAAUGUUAACAGUUGAUCUACAACACGAAUAUAUCUUUAUAAGAAUUCAAUUUUACUGUACCUACAAUUAUUGUAAUUAAUGAGUUUAAACCUAACUCAUCGAAGUGGCAUAUAUUGUUAUUGUUUCUCAACAAUUGAAAUAAAGUAAAAGUUCUUUGAUAUUUUUUUGGUUCAUCAGACGCCUUGAACAUCAUUUGUAUU